Messenger RNA from Rangifer tarandus platyrhynchus (Svalbard reindeer), 312 nucleotides. The record is from the annotation of a GenBank genome assembly. Lineage: Eukaryota; Metazoa; Chordata; Mammalia; Artiodactyla; Cervidae.
AUGGAAAAUGUCCAUCGAAAGGCAACAGCCCCCAGUAGCACCAGCAGUGUAGUGACCUCAGACUCAAACACGCCACAAGACUGUGGCUGCCAGCUGUAUGUGUUAAUAUGCCCGGGGCUCCAGUGGCCCCACCCACCGCUACUGUUUGGUGCCUCUGUCAGCUACACUGUCUGUCUACCUAACACUAGACUCUGCUCAGAAAACAUAUAUCCUGCGUUCAGGAGAGAGAUGAUGCAGAAUUCAGAGGUCUGCUUCCCUCUGGCUCGAGGCAUGCCUCGCUCCUUUCCUGAGCCCAGCUUGUGUGGUGCGUGA